Molecule: messenger RNA, 330 nt
Organism: Cantharellus anzutake
Lineage: Eukaryota; Fungi; Basidiomycota; Agaricomycetes; Cantharellales; Hydnaceae
Exons: 1
Coding region: 1-330 (109 amino acids)
Source: RefSeq, a predicted model, not a curated record
AUGGGAAGUGGAGAUAAGAAAGUCAUCAAAAGGAGGCAGAUAACACUGGAUGGGGCUUACGCUUUUACAGACUAUCGUGCGCAGGGACAAACCAUAGAGUACCUAUGGGUGGACAUAGGAACCCCACUGAGAGGAAGUCUUACACCCUUCAACGCGUAUGUCACACUGUCAAGAGCACGAGGACGCGCAAACGUAAGAUUGGUACGAGACUUCAAGGACUCACUGUUCACCAAGAUACCGUGCGAGCUCUUGGAGAAGGAGGAUGAAAGAUUGAUUGGAAUGAGCAAAAAAAACAAAAGAGAAUGGACGAAACAGAAACAGACACGUUGA